Messenger RNA from Dermacentor albipictus, 2865 nucleotides. NCBI's taxonomy places the organism in Eukaryota, Metazoa, Arthropoda, Arachnida, Ixodida, Ixodidae. The record is from RefSeq and is a predicted model, not a curated record.
AUGCCCACUAGGUGGACGCUUACAGAAUACCUGCCCCAGUUCUCGACUUUGAUGAAGACGAAGAUUGCGCGCGACCGCGAGGUGGCGUUCCGCGCGAGAGGGAGGUACCAUCACUACUGCUCCGUUUUCAACCAGCUUGACGAUAGAAUCACUGGUGCCCACAACCACUGCGUCGAUGCUGCCACACGAAGAAGUAGUGAAAGAACAUGCGCCGAUUCUUGGACCUGCCCAUCCGUUACAUCAAGCGCCGCCACCUGCUACCUCAAGGACCACUACAACUACAACCACUACAACCACCACUACAACCACCACAACCAGCACCACAACCAGCACCACAACCACUACAAGCAGCACCACAACCACCACAACCGGCACCACAACCACCACAACUACUACUACAACCACUACAACUACCACUACAACCAGCACCACUACAACUACCACUACAACCACUACAACUACAACCACUACAACUACUACGACUACAACAACUACAAAUACUAUGACUACCACUACGAUGACCGGCAGCACAACAACGAGGAGAUGUAUUUGGUGCUUACGCUCAUCGGAUUCCUCCUCGCCUUGCUGGCAGUGCUGUCCUACGACCUGCUCAUUCUAUUAUUAGCACCGCCACCUACUACCUCAACGACCACUACAACCACAACCCUACAACCACCACUACAAGCAGCACCACAACCACCACAACUACUACUACAACAACUACAACUACCACUACAACCACUACAACCGGCACCACAACCACCACAACUACUACUACAACCACUACAACUACCACUACAACCACUACAACCAGCACCACAACCACCACAACUACCGCUACAACCACCACUACAACUACCACUACAACCAGCACCACAACCACCACAACUACUACUACAACCUCUACAACUACCACUACAACCAGCACCACAACCACCACAACUACUACUACAACCUCUACAACUACCACUACAACCAGCACCACAACCACCACAACUACCUCUACAACCACCACUACAACCACUACAACUACUACGACUACCACUACGACGACCAGCAGCACAACGACCACGCCCUGGUCGGGACCCAUGCCGAGGAACGUGGUCUGGUGCGCGUUCGGCACCUUCCGGCAGGAACUACGACGCCAUCACGCACACGAGCUUCUGCGACUUCGUCUUCACACCGCUGUACGCGCGGAACACCCCAUACGACACCCUGCUCGACGACAGCCACACCGCGGUGCAGAAGAUUCUGCGUCUGGUGGUUCCCAGGUCACCCGAGACCGAGUUCGGCAUCAGUUUCGCUCACCGCUGUGCGAUGUCAAGGUCCACUGCAAACACCUCGACAUCAGCCCGGCCCUCUUCGACAUUGAGUGCGAAGACUGGGGGGACGAGUGUGCCGGUGGCGAUUCCGAUGUCGUAAGAGGCACCUCCGGGAUGGGAAGCAUCUACCGGUACAUAUCCGGCACCGGAAGAACAGCCGCCAUGUUACUGAAUUGCAGUGACCCCUCGUGUCCGUGAUGGUGGCUUCGGCUCAAACAACCCGUGCCAUUUUUACCCUUUGGACAAACCGUUGUGCAAGUGCAUAAGGAUUAAUACGUUUUAAUUAUCUGUCGUUAAUGAGUGUCGACAUACAAUGAUGGAUUGAUGCGCCGUGGACUUCAAUUAAUAGGUUUCCAUUAAGUACCAAUAGUGCAGUUUAUAUCCUGAUGGACUGCCAUGAGUGUUGUGCGCGUGUACAUGUUACGGACAGCCACUAUUGCGUUUUUAUUAUGUGCCAUUAUUUGCUGUCGCUAUAAAACUAUACGGACUGUAUGUACGAGAGAAGUUCAUUAACAGGUUUCCGUGAGAUACCAACGCAGUUCACACCCGAUGAUGGGCUGCCAUUAGUGCAGCGUUACGCGCAGGCAUUGCGACGUCGGCCGGAGCACGACAGAAGAGGGACGUCUGCAAAGCUACCAAAUCGGAUACCUCUUCUGUGUGAUGGAAGCUUUCGGAGAAAAGCCACACCCGUGUGCUGUGAUGCUGGGCUGGCAACAUGCUUCCGUAAAGGGCUGUUAAUGCACGUCACGGGACGUCAGGUGUUUCCAUCGAGUGUCAUUAAUGACGCUUAUAUAUACGACGAUGGACUGCUAUUAAGCGCGCCGUUUCCUAUUCGAAUUUGAAAAUGGACGGUCCUUACAUUGUGAGGAAGAGCCCCGAGAAGUGAGCGAAAAGAGGCGGCCGCGCUAAGGCACUUUUGUAUUGCAUAGCCACGCGUUCUGCCCAUCUUGGAGGUCUCGGCGAUAACCACCGCCUCUGCUAACUGUGCAUCCAUGCCCAAGGGACAGAGUGCCGUGCGAGCGAGUAUACAAUGUAUGCCGCCAGCAUAGUUGUGAUUGUAACAGUCUUCUGGGACCUCGACGCUCGCCGGGCCUAUUUGUGUUCACGUGAACGUUGCACUGAAAUGUCGGAUGAACAUUGCAUGAAGGUGCCCGCGCUUAUAUCUUGAUUGCGAUCAAGGGACCCGUAAGGCGUCCGAAACUUCGUUCUUUAUUUUUCUUUUAUUCUUGGCGUGUGCACUUUUUUUUGGCACCAGUAUACUUCCUCGCCAGACGAGUUUUCGUCGAACACUUGACGACAUUGCAUGAAGAAGUGUCGCAGCUGUGAUAUUUCGGUAUGCCUGACUGUUUUUGUGUGCCUCAUUGUGCAAAGGUUACGUUAUUCAACUACGUUUUCUGUACUUCUUAUUUUUUUACCAGUGAAGACUAGCAUCCGUAUACGCUUAGUUGCGUGCCUUUCUGCUUCGUUGACGCCUGUAUUAAACCGGAUGGAUGUGUUGGCCUAUUGCCUGUAAGUGUAGCAUAAAAGUGAACGAUAUAGAAAA